CCAGGUUUUCUCGGGUCGCCUCGGAGUCAAACACACACCGACAAGUGCUCUCAAUUUGGUUAUCUCUUGAGAGCUUGCGUCAAAUUGUUAUAGUUCCGACUGUCUGCUUUCAAAAGCAUUGUAUCUAAUCUGAGUUUUCUUUCCAGGACGUCAUGUGACCUACUAGCUGCCUUAGCCACUCUGCCCGGAGCAUCAUGAAGGACAUUACGACAGUCGAAGCGGCUGCUUCUGCUAGUCACGCCAUUCCCGCCAUUGAAGAUGCUCCACAACAGGAUGCUACUUUCCCCGGUGAAGAAAGACUGGGUCUCGUCGGCAGGGCGCGUCGGCUGUCGUGUCCUCCCGAGGGCCCCGUCUCGCAGGGCCUCUCCUGGCUCCUCCUCCUGGCGCUGGCCUGGGGCGCCCUCUGGGGCCUCUUCGGGGACGGGGCGCUGCCUGGCGGCCACUUCUUCUCCCUCCUCGCCCUCGUCUGCGCCGCCUACGCGGGCGGCCAGCUGGUCAAGCUUGUCCGGCUGCCACCACUCUUAGGAAUGCUCAUCACCGGAUUUAUCCUGAGGAAUGUGGACGCCAUCAAUGUCGUCAGGCACAUCGAGCCCAGCUGGGCUUCUGAUCUCAGGAGCAUGGCGCUGAUCCUAAUCCUCAUCCGGGCUGGGCUUGGGUUGGACGCGACUGUGUUGCGCAACCUGGGAGGAGCCUGCCUCCGACUCACGUGCUGCCCUUGCCUUAUGGAAUGUGCCGCCGUCGCCGUCAGUGCAAGGCUCCUUCUCGGCUUCCCUUGGCUGUGGGGCACGCUUCUUGGGUUUGUGCUGGGGGCGGUGUCCCCCGCCGUGGUGGUGCCGAGCAUGCUGUGGCUUCAGAGCGAGGGCCUGGGGGUGGACCAGGGCAUUCCGACCCUGGUCAUGGCCGCGGCCAGCUUCGACGACGUCCUCGCCAUCACGGGCUUCGGCGUCGUCCUCGGCAUCGUCUUCUCCAAAGGCAACCUUGCGUGGAACAUUGCCAAGGGUCCCUUGGAAGCUGUUGUGGGGCUCAUCUUUGGAGGCGUCGUAGGAGGCCUCCUCUGGUUCCUGCCCAGCGCACAGAGUGGUCAGCGGACCACACUCCGUCCCGUGCUGCUGCUGCUGGCCGGGCUGUGCGUCAUGUUUGCGGCCCGCAGGGUGGAGUUUGGGGGCUCGGGUCCCCUGGGGUGCAUCGCAGUGGCGUUUGUGGCCGCCUUCCGGUGGAACAAGGAUCAGCACGGGGCGGCCUCGGCGAGCGAGACUUGCGCCCUGCUGUGGGAGGUCUUCCAACCGAUCCUGUUCGGUCUGAUUGGCUCCGAGGUCCAGAUCAAGGAUGUCGCUGCGGACACUAUGUGCUGGGGCUGGGGGGUACUUGGCAUCUCGCUGACGCUGCGGAUGACCACCUCCUUCCUGGUGGUGUACGGGGCCAGCCUCAGCCUCAAGGAGCGCCUCUUCGUGGCCAUUGCAUGGUUGCCCAAGGCCACAGUGCAGGCAGCCAUUGGGCCAGUGGCUCUAGACUACGCCAGAAACCUUGGCGCCGACGACAGGACAGUGUCCCUCGCAACCCAGGUGUUGACGGUGGCGGUGCUUUCUAUCCUGGUGACGGCACCGAUUGGGGCGGCAGCCAUUGCCCUGUCGGCGCCCCGUCUGCUGCGGCGCUCGGCAAGGUCUCUCGAUCCAGCGAAGGGACGCGCGGUCACCGAACCCAACGAAGCAGACGUCGACAUGUCCGUCCUGUGAAACGCGGUGAUCUUGGGACGCGACGAAGAGCCGCGACAUUUGACUGCCGCGUCCCGGAAGCCGAGGCGUCGUCGAAAUGCCGUCGGUUUUGCAGAUCUCAAGAACGCAAAUGGUGUGAAAGGCAGGGACCGGGGCAACAUUGAUCCCGUUCAUUUGCUCCCCCUGUCGCUCUCCCUCGCGCCGUCCAGAUUUCUGACGUCUAGCUAAUAGCCUAUCGAAAUAUUCUGGCACGGGUUUGGCGGAAUCGCCGCCGAAGGCACCUUUCUGCCACUUCAGUUGGCGUGGUAUACAUAUUGGUGCCAAUUCGUGCAUUUGGUGCAAGGUGUGGCUGUAGCCUAGUCAUUUGCUGCUACAUUGUACAAUGGCCACUAGCAUAAAGGCCAAUUCACGGAGGAGCUUUUGCUUACAUUUUCUUACGUUAUACGUUCCAAGUCACCGGAACGUCCGUGCCUCGCAUGUUACGUGUAAGGCUACUACUCCUUGACCUCCGGUGACUGUCGACGUAAGCAAACGUAAGCUUUCUUGGGUGGCUUCGGGACUUACCGGCAGAGUUUGAAACGUAUGGUGACAAA
Molecule: messenger RNA, 2305 nt
Organism: Ixodes scapularis (black-legged tick)
Lineage: Eukaryota; Metazoa; Arthropoda; Arachnida; Ixodida; Ixodidae
Product: sodium/hydrogen exchanger 9B2
Exons: 12
Coding region: 195-1733 (512 amino acids)
Biological process (GO): proton transmembrane transport
Cellular component (GO): membrane
Molecular function (GO): antiporter activity
Source: RefSeq, a predicted model, not a curated record